GCCAUGACCUGCCAGGCCCUUUGGGAUAGCAUGGGGAGGGCGUUCAACAUGGAGUCAAAAGCCGGCUGCUUCCCGACGUUUUCAGAGCGAGAACUGUACCGCAGCGUCCAGGCUGUGCUGCCGAGAGAAACAGACAUCCACCAGUCCCCAGACUGUCUUAACAAAGGAAUGUUAAGAUGGACGCUACACAAGAAAGUUCAGAACAAUCCCGCCAACAGCUUGUCCCUGCUGUGGGUUCUGAUAAAAGAGCUGGAGAAGGCGGAGAGGUGGGACAGUCUUGAAUGCAUCAUUCCUUUGCUCCACACGCUCAUGUAUGCCAUCAUUCAGACAGCCUGCAUCCCAGAUGAGUUGUACAAGCGUGUUUAUGACUUCUGUAAGCGACUGCUGACCUACCCUCAGCCCUACUGCACCAUUGGCCUCAAUUACACCAGGAGGAUAAAAACCGAGCGCUCCGUUCCAGGUCUACUGUAUCAGAGGAUGGUGGUAGCAGAGCAGAGACUGAAGAAUGACCAUUAUCCCUUUCAGGAGAGGGUUUUUGUUCUGGCUGAUCCAGAGGUCUUUUCUGCCUCUCUGGCACAAGUCGUGUUGGCUGACAUCGAGGCAGCAUCUGCUUCAAGUCCAAUAGAUCACAUGCGCAAUGUGGUCCAACACUCCAUCCAGGCCACUUUAGGCCAGCAGUGCCAUGGACCCAAACUGGCUAAGACCUUAAAAGAUAUAGAUGUCGAGCCUAAUUUUCAGGAUGUGAUUGCGACUGCAGAGCGGUGUGUGGAAGAAGGUCGCGGCAGGGUGGGGGGUGCACUAAAGAGCCGUCUUCAGCAGCUGCACGGCGACAUUGUCACAGGCGUGAACUCGGAGGCUGCUUCCUCUGGACCACUUUUUGACUGCCCCCUUCCCAACCCCGAGAUGAGCUUCCACCUGUGGACAGAGGAUCUGGAUAUCUGGAGGGAGGUGGCCAAGUGGCUGCGAUCCAGUUCUUCGUCGGAGCAGUUCUCCCUCAGCCCGGAGCAUGAGGACCCCGAGCUGGGCGAAUCCCCCGGUGACCUGUUGCCACCUGACAAGACCCGCUUUUCUGUCUUGUCUAACGACAGCGGCAUCGAAAGAGACCUGUCCCACAGUGGUGACGCUUCGCCCGUGGCAUCGCUCGAUUCGGGCCACGUGAGUGCAUCGUGGGAACCUUGCAAGAGCGAGCAAGAGUCAGUCAGGUUGGCCCGACGUGGAGGCAUGAAGGUGAAACCGUCCGUGAAGGACAGCGUGGCGCUGAUGCAGGACACCUUGGAGGGUCAUGCAGGAGGGCUUGGGAGCAGGGGAGGAGGAAGAGAGGUCAUACUGCAGAGGCGAGCAGGAAGCAAUGCCAGCCAGACCCCCUUCCCCAAACAGCACAGACUAUUUACCGCCAGGAUUGUCGUCUUGGGGGGUGACAGUAUAGUGGGCCGCCUGGCCAAAGCCUACUACUGCUUAAGGAAAAGGGAAGCCCGCAGAAUUUGUCUUACCAUGAAAGUCAGCCUGCAAUUUUACUACAUCCCUGUUUGCGCCGCGGCAACCGCGACUUCAUCUGACAAGGAGAACCAUCAGUCCAAACAGACUCCAUGCACUCUCGGGUCAUAUUUGAGCACAGUGGACCCGUGGUACAACUGCAACAUCAGCAGUUUGGGCUGCAUGAUCCCCAAACUAGCUAAAAUGCAACAAACAAACCCAUCAAAGCCAAAAGAGCCAUUUGUGUCAGACGUUAUUUCCUACUACGUGCGAAUGGGCCAGCAGCCGGUGUACUUCAACAUCUACUUUGUUAAGAUUACCUUUACAAGCAUGACCAAGGACCCAGUGGAGGAUGUCUUUCUGACACAUUUAGAAGUGGACGUUCCUGACCUCAGACACUCUUCAGCGCCAAUGAGAGAGAAGCAGAAGAAGUGUGUAGCAGAUGUAUGUGGAGCUCUUGUCUGCAUCAGUUACAAAAAAGUGACACUAAGUGGCCGCGACACUGACAGAGGCCUCCCCAUGAGGACAACAGGCGGUCACGUCAGUGCUAUUCCCUCGAGUGCAAAAGAUGAUCUCAACUGUUUGACGCUCACCUUGAAAGAAUGGCAAGCAAAAGCUAAAAACAACAAUGUGGUGUUCAAAAUUAGGAGCAACAACAUCAAGAUGUGUUCACUGGAGAGUCGGUCAUCGCUCAGAAUUACAUUAGACAGAGAUUGUCAAAGGAUCUACAAUGAUGUUCACAGCAUUGAAAUCCUUCCCUGCCUUGAUCCUGGAUACUGCGUCCAAAAAAAUAGGAUGUCCAAAUUGAACCUGGGUGGGGACAAGGACGCGGGACUGAGCAAGUACAUGAGUAAAGGACUUCCUCUGCCUGUCAACACGUUUGCCGGCAUCAUCAACUGACCUGAGCAGAAAGACGCACGGACGACAUAUGUGGAUGGAAAAGCCUGGCAAUCAAAUCAUCUGAACAAAUGCAGUGCUUUUUACCAUUUCUUCCCACUGUGCAGACAUCCAUUCACCUUGCAUUCAUUAGUGCCUGUAAAAGUACUCACUGGCCACUUGAUUAGCUACACCUGCACAAUCUGAUGACGUGGAUCUCGUUUUCUUGUGGAAGUGUACCGCAAAGUGUGCGCUGAUAAUGGUGUCAUUGAAUUUGCACCACAUAAUGAAUUGUGCCGAACCACAUACAGAACUGACACAACUACCUUGUCUUGAACUGAGAAGAGUCUUUAAAGCUAGUGAACAUGCAGUGGAACCUCCAAAGCGGAACACUAUUUGUUCCAUGAUAUCAGUUGACUUCCAAGUUGUUCCCCAUCAGGAAAUAAUGGAGAGUGAAAUCAUUUAUUACAGUCUCAAAUUAACUGUACAGGCCACACUUUUAAGUAACAGUUAAACUAUUAUAUCAGGUGGAAAAACGUUAACCACUGUAUUAAUAAUAUAAAAGAAAAUUACUCUCUGUUUUGAAGAUGCUAAAAAACACUUAAAGGAGAAGAAACAGGAAGAGGAUUUAAGGCAACGUACCAAGCUCAGCAGGUAGGGUCGGCCCGAGAAGGACAGCCGGUUAUCUACAAACUGCAGUCGCUGUUCACUGCAGAGAUUAGCCAGCCACCGGUUAAGUGAGAAUAAUCUCCGAAACCUCUCAUCAUUCCUUCUCUCAGGUAAAGGACCAGAGACAUUACUCGUUAACAGCAGUUAACUAAUUUUUACACUUGUAUCACAGUGGGUAAUGUCGCCUAAGUAUACGUGCUGUAGAGAAUGAGUGGACCCUCCAAAUUGUACGAUUUUCAGGGGUGUUUGACUUUGGAGGUUCCACUUUAUAGGCAAGAUUCUGUUCUACAAACUUGUUUCUGAAAAGGCAAAAUGGGAUGAAAGUGUAAAUUGCACACACGCAACCAAUCGGAACCUCAGUAUCUUGUUGUCGCGUUCUUGUUGACGUUGCAUGUUUGUUUUUUUUUGCCAAAUCCUUGGGGAUGGUUAGAGAGCAGCUGUGUGUGUGUGUUGUGAUUGCACAUCAGAGGCAUUCAUUGUCAAGGGCCUGUUGAAGAGCUGACACUUGCUAUUCAUAGGAAAAUGUGAUUGCAUCUCUUCACACAAGCCACCUAUAGCCAUCUGACCCAAUUGCAAUUGUGCAUAUAUGUGUGUGUGUAUGUUGACAAUCCU
Messenger RNA from Phyllopteryx taeniolatus (common seadragon), 3630 nucleotides. Its product is annotated as phosphoinositide 3-kinase regulatory subunit 6. The transcript is spliced from 20 exons. The record is from RefSeq and is a predicted model, not a curated record. Gene Ontology annotation, cellular component: phosphatidylinositol 3-kinase complex, class IB. The annotation marks the transcript as partial. Gene Ontology annotation, biological process: positive regulation of MAP kinase activity; G protein-coupled receptor signaling pathway. Lineage: Eukaryota; Metazoa; Chordata; Actinopteri; Syngnathiformes; Syngnathidae. Gene Ontology annotation, molecular function: 1-phosphatidylinositol-3-kinase regulator activity.